Messenger RNA from Pelobates fuscus (common spadefoot toad), 3737 nucleotides. Its product is annotated as NACHT, LRR and PYD domains-containing protein 3-like. The transcript has 10 exons. The record is from RefSeq and is a predicted model, not a curated record. The coding region runs from base 84 to 2735 and encodes 883 amino acids. Gene Ontology annotation, cellular component: cytoplasm. Gene Ontology annotation, molecular function: protein binding. Lineage: Eukaryota; Metazoa; Chordata; Amphibia; Anura; Pelobatidae.
UUUCUGCAAUUUCCUGACGACCGCAUUCAGCUCAAGUCACGAGUAGAAGGCUAUGCUAAUUGCAGCAGGUACUAGCGCCGAAAAUGGAGGACGAAUUUCGUGGACGUGUGGUAACGAACGAGGAGCUGGAGCAAUUUUGUAUGCAGCUGGCUGAGUAUGAGAUGCACCAUCAUUGUAGCUUAUAUAAAUACUUCUUCAAUGACCUAGUCUACAUUGUUGAGACAUUGGACAGCACAAGAAUCCUGAGCGAACUGAACUAUCGAAACAUUGUGGACAUGGAGUACUACUUAUCCUUAAAAAAACAGUGUGGAGACUCUGUAUUUUCUGCAAUGUUGAUCCAAGAUAUUUAUGAUUUGGGAAAAGAAGCCGUGAUAGGACUUUGGGGGAGCCUCUUCGCCAUUCAGAAUGAUUACCCACAUCCUAACUUGCUUGGAGUCCUGGAAGAAAUCAGUCGAUUAGGUCCUCUUCUACUGGAACAGAUUAAUUUGGAUGAAAAUGGAGUAGCACUUCCUAAAGACCUGAAAGACAUCCAGGACCUGCAUAGGCAAACUCUCCUGCAGAAAACAGAGCAGCUGGUGGAGCAUCAAGCUCCAGGAUCAUCUCAACCACAACAAAGUUUCCAAAUUUCGGAUCGUUAUUUAGAUUUGAUUGUGGUGUCUAGCAAACAGUUCAGAACACGCAACCAACAUGAAGUUAUUGACACUGGAGGAGUGCAUGAGCAUUAUUUGAAAGCAGUCCAUAUGAAGCUGGAGCGGAUUUCCCCAAACAAGCUUUUCCGUUGGUGCCACCGAUCAUCAUGUAUGCCACAUUCAGUGCUAGUUAGUGGAGUGCCUGGUGUGGGGAAAACUACCCUAAUGCAGAAAUUUGUUUUUGACUGGGUAAGGGGGGAGCUCUAUCAGAGGUUUUCCUUUGUCUUCUUCUUUAAAUUUCGGAUGCUUAAUGAACUAAAAGAGUUGAGCUUGGUGGAUUUAAUCCUGAAAGAAUAUCCAUAUCUACAGACCAAGCUUGAAACACUUUUGAGUGACCCUGCAAAUUUACUUUUUAUCUUUGAUGGUCUUGAUGAAAGUGUCCAACAAAUGGAUUUCAGAUCCGAACGCCUGUGCACCAGUCCACAAAUUCAGGAAAGUCUAAGCGUUCUUGUAGUAAGUUUAGUGAAACAGUCUCUUCUCAAGGGCUGCUAUGUCUUAAUAACAAGUCGACCAACAAAACUGGCUUUGAUCGAGACCAAAUACUUCCAACGAGUUUCUGAAAUCAUGGGCUUUUUCCCAAAAGAAAGAAAGUUGUAUUUUGACAAAUUUUUCGUUGAUCAAAAAUUGUCAGAAAUGGCUUUUAAUUAUGUGAGAGAAAAUGGGAUUCUCUAUACUUUCUGCUACAUCCCAUCAUAUUGCUGGAUACUUUGCACAGUACUGUCAACCUGUUUCAAAACUCAAGAAAAAUGUUUUGACAUGUUACCAAAAACAGUAACACAACUCUUUGUGACUUUUAUUGCAAAUAUAUUAACUAAUCACAGCAGGGAUACCAGCCAGGCACAAGCGCUGUUGACGUCCCUUGGAUGGAUGGCCGAAUACGGAGUGAUGGAACAUGUUCUAGCAUUUGAAGCCCGUAAUUUGGACACAUUCGGUGUAAACUAUUCCUCUCAACUGUUGUCAAGUUUUAUGGUUGAGUCAGGUCAAGGUCCCAAUGUGACUGUUUCCUUUUUCCAUCUCACGAUUCAGGAGUUUUUGGCUGCCUUAGUUCAUUACCUUGACUAUUCUCAUGAGAAGUUGCAGGAAUCUCUAGAUAAAGCCAGGCAUUUCGAAGAUGGCCGUGGUGAAAUGUUCCUUCGUUUUCUCUGUGGACUCUCUGAUAGUAACACCCGUGCAGUCUUACGACAACACUUAGGAGAUUUUUCCCCCAAGACGUCAGUGGAUGUCAUCAAUUGGCUCAGUAACACUUUUAGUAUGAAUGUGAGACAAGAUAGAGAAAGUGAUGACAAAAGAAAGAUCCUGAAUAUGUUUGCCAGUCUUUUUGAGUCCCGCAACCGGGCAUUAGUGUCCCACUGUCUUGGAGCAAACAAAACAUUCCAGUUCUCUGAAUUUCACCUGGCGCCACUGGAUUGCACUGUGCUGGCAUUUAUUCUAGAAUGUUGCCGGGAUCCAGAACUUGUUGACCUGGACUCUUGUUUUAUUCAGACUGAGGGCUUGGAGAGACUUUAUACCAUCCUACAUAAUGUCAUGGAGCUCAGACUCGCCAACAAUGACCUAAAGGAUACAGACGUGAAGUUUAUUUACCGGAUAUUAACUAAUCCUGCUUGUAAAAUCCAGAACCUGAGUUUGAAAAAUAAUUCAUUUACAGAUGAGUGUUGUUCUACAUUGGCCCCAGCCCUCUAUGACAACCAGUCCCUGAGAACGCUAGAUCUGUCCAAAAACAAACUUGGGGGUCCGGAGUUAGAAAAUUUGUUGACUGUUCUUUCCAACAACGCUUGCAAGAUAGAGAAUUUGUCGUUGAGAGCCACAAAGCUGACCCAUGAGCAUGCUCCUCUACUGGUUUCGCUGAGUGGAAACACUAACCUCACACGUCUGAACCUCAGCUUCAACUACUUUGCAGAUACUGGCUGUGAAUAUAUAUAUGAAUUAAUUCGACAAUCGACCAGUCUCAGGGAGAUCAGACUGGACACAAAUGACUUUAACGAGGAAUCAAUAGGACGUCUGAAGAGUUUACAAAAUUAUCACCCGAAUCUGAAUAUUAUAUUGUGAAGAAGAGAAAUGGCGCAUUCCACGCAGGAAAUCCCAGGACUCAAAACUAUGACUUCUGCUGCACAACUUAAAAUCCAAAUUGCAAAUUGUGUCUAGUAAUGUGAAUACUAAUUUAUUGCACUGAAUGUAUCCUCGUUGAAGAGAUCCAUUGUACACCUCGGGGAGGAAUAAGUGAUUGCGUAAUUUGUGUCAGGCAUCUUACCGGGAGUGGGAGUCCGACACGCAGAGUUAAAGCACCCUUUGCAAUUGUACACAGGCCAAGGGGACUCAAGGUAGAAAUCCCCAAGGCUGUGAACCAAUGCACUGGGGCUGAUAACAACCAGUGCUUCCAGGAGCGAGGUACAGACAAGGGAUAUCCAAAAGCGUAGUCAGGAACGGAACCAAAGGUCAGGACAGGCAGCAGACAGGCAGAUACGAAGGACGAGCAGAGGCUCAAAAACCAGGAGUCAGAAUAACAGCAAACAGGAACAAAUGAUCUGACAACUAGUAUCCAACAGGGCAGGGUUUAUAUCGGUGAAUAUCAGCACAAUCAGGAACAGGUGUGCAAGUCCAGACGUAGAAACUCAGACAAGAACCCAGGAACCACAAGAAAAGAGCCAGAGAUGUGUUGAGUCAAGGGUAAGGUGCCUGACUGGGAUGCAGGAAACCCAGGUUCAAACCCAGUCAGGCCCAAAUACUCACACUGGUGACCCUGACAAUUUGUUUAUUACCCUCCUUUACCAAAUACAUUGUUCUACCCUCCUUUGCUAAAUACAUUAUUACUGAGUUUCUAGACUUGAUUAAAUGUAUGUUUGAACCUCGACAUCUAGUGGGCAUCUGUUAGUGCAGCUAGAUUAAAUUUGCAACAUUACAGGAGAUUAACCUAAUGGAUAUUUAUUGUUGCAAUUUGUAUAUAAGGACUAAGAGCUUGCUCGUCUGCACUCUGUUGCCUGAUUUGGAUCACAUUUGGCUACUGUUUCCAUUUUGAUAAUGAGGGAAGCGCAAUACUGACUUUGUAAACAA